GACAUUUGAAUUGUAAAAACACAAUUAAAUGGUAAUUAAACUCAAUAACAAAAUUAAGACACCGCCCGCAUGGAAAGCCAAAGGUGAAGAAGCCAAGUUCUUGGCAUUUGUCGAUUUAGGAUGAGUAAAAGUGUAGGUAUUGCCUUGCUCAUCGGUGACAUUAUAUUGGUGGCCACCGGAGGGUGAAUUUUGGAAGGUACCUUCCACGCCAGGAACUGUGUAGUGUCCUUAGUUCUGGCCCCGUAUAUAGAUCUCAAUUCCAGGUGUUCCGAAUUGGUGGGGGCCAUUUCUACCAUCAUAAUUCUGCUGCGCAUUUGUUGCUAAACGAGAAGAGAGUUCAAUGGGUUUUACGCUUCUCAGGUUCCCACACUCAACUUACCGGCAAACAACAGAAAAGUAAGCAAAACAAAUGCUGUUCUCAUGAUGCAGUUUCCAGUCACUGAGCUCGAAUUCAACUGAGAGCAGUCCGGUAAUUCGAAAUCUAUUUAUGCGAGCCCCCAGAAAGCCGAGCUUUUGCCAAUUAGCAGUUGAGAAAUGGGUGACAUCACAGCUUAGAAUGCGAAAAUGUUCGAUCUUCCAUGCCUGAUCUCUACCAUGUAUUCAAAAUAGAAUCACCCUACAGGUCAAAACAUAUAUUAUUUGGCACAUGCUUUCUACCCAGCUAAUGACAUUUUUAAAAUUAGUUCACUAGCUUGGGAAGAGAAAGCAAACAAAGAGUGCAUAAAUAUCUAGAGAGACAUUUAAGCAUAUAUAGACUUUGAGAAUUGUUAUAUAAUGUGCACUCAAAACAAACGAAGAAAUGCGCCAGAGAGAGCAACAUUUCGAAACUACAAGUAUCGAAUCCUGAAAAUUAGGCAACUGAACACAAAAACAUAGUAGGUUUUCAGAUGAGUGUUGAACAAUUUGGAAACGAACGCUGCUAAAUUCAAGUAUUACAGAUAAAAGCAAAAAAAAAUAUAAAAUAAAUGGAGAAGAUCUGCCAGUUUUUCCGCAACAACUAUGUGCUGGCCAACUGCGAGGAUGCGAUCUACAAGAAGGCUUUCUCCCUGAAUCUCUCCCACUACCAAAUGUGCGAGGUUCCGGACAUUAUAGAGAAGUGCGAGACGCUGAUGAAGCUAUUCCUCAACCAGAACAAGUUGACAAAGAUACCCUCCUCCAUUGGCAACUUGCUGCGACUGCAAGUCCUCACUUUGGACUAUAAUAAACUGGAUGAAUUCCCGCUCUGCAUCUGCCGUUUGGUGCGCCUGAAGUUUCUCAACAUCAGCUGCAAUAGCAUAAGUUCUUUGCCCCCGGAAAUCGGCUAUUUGACCCUCCUGGAGACUUUCUGGUGCAAUAACACUGGACUUUUGGAGCUACCCACCGAAAUUCGCAACUGCGAGCACCUCGAAACGCUUGGAGUGCGAGGUAAUCCCUUGAAGAAGCUGCCAGAUGCCAUCGGUGCUCUGUCCGCACUUCGUUGGUUGACUGCCGAGAACUGCGAGCUCACGGAAGUUCCUUUAACCCUAGCACUGCUGGGAAAUUUGGCGCAUCUGAAUCUCAAGGGGAAUCGACUGAGGCGACUGCCCAGAAUGCUGAUGGCCAUGCAGAAGCUGCGGUUCGUUUUCCUCAAUGAGAACCGCAUCGAUGAGCUGCCCACGAGAACUCAGCUGGAGGAGCUGCGCACGCUGCACAUGCUCAACUUGUCCAAGAAUCCCAUCAGCCUUCAUCGCGAACUGCAGCUAAUGGCUUUGCGCCAAACGAACCUUUAUGUGGAAUUGCCGGCGGAUCCCGCGGCAGCCUGUGAAGGCCUCACCAGUCGAGCGAGCAUCAACACCCAGGAACAGCAGGAGGAUCAGGCGAGAGGCGCUGGCCAGGAUGUAGACUCCUCCGACUGGGCAAAUAGCGUUCGUACCAGCGAACUGGACACAACGGACGAAAGUACGCUGGAGAACAACAUCGAGGAUCUGAGUGUCAUGCUGCCGGAAAUGUCGCGCUUUGUCACCACCUUUUAA
Messenger RNA from Drosophila takahashii, 1991 nucleotides. Its product is annotated as protein Scribble homolog let-413. Gene Ontology annotation, biological process: signal transduction. Lineage: Eukaryota; Metazoa; Arthropoda; Insecta; Diptera; Drosophilidae. Gene Ontology annotation, molecular function: protein binding. The record is from RefSeq and is a predicted model, not a curated record.